This is a messenger RNA of Aspergillus alliaceus, 2331 nucleotides long. RefSeq names its product Het-C domain-containing protein. NCBI's taxonomy places the organism in Eukaryota, Fungi, Ascomycota, Eurotiomycetes, Eurotiales, Aspergillaceae. The record is from RefSeq and is a predicted model, not a curated record. The transcript has 9 exons. Bases 1 to 2331 code for a protein of 776 amino acids.
AUGUCGACCCCUGUCCAAAAGCUGUGUCUCCUUCUACCGCUUUUACUAGUCUUGUCAGGACAAGCUGAUGCAUUCGGAGCCGGAAACAUUGCUUCAAUAUCCCGUAUCGAGGGUCAGAAUUGGCGUCAUGGUGACAUUGAAGACACACUGUUGACCUUGUUCUUGGCCCGCGUCGCAGGCGGCCGUAAAUUUAGCAAGCUCGAUGUGCAACGCUCAGGCUAUGUUGAUGUUGGCACUUUGAAAUAUGUAAGCGCUGAAGCCAUAGGUAUCUUAAUCUGGGUGCUAGGGUUCUUGAGUUUCGGUUAUAGGACCAGGGAAUUCGAGGUGACUACGGAACGCCUAGGAUGUUACGAGCCUACAGAGCAUAUAGAUAACCCUCUCGGCUAUGCUGAAGGAAAAGGUGCUCGGGACUAUGAUCGUCGACUCAGGGGUCCAGUUGAUGAGGAGCGCGAGUUAUCGAUUGACCCUAGGACAGGCCUCAAAAACUACAUAGCAAGAGAGGACAUUGAUAUUGCUACAUCCGCAAGCUUUGUACGGCGCGUCUUCCAUCGUUCGGUGCAGCUCGGCCGCCAAUAUACGAGGUCGCGGAACGAAGAAGAUUUGCACGAAGCGCUCCUCCUUCUCGGAACUGGCCUGCAUUGUCUAGAGGACUAUGCAGCACAUUCCAAUUAUACAGAGCUGAGCCUUAUUGAGUUGGGCGAAUCCAACGUUUUCCCCCACGUCGGUCGUAAUACAAAAGUUGAGCUCCAUAGUGCGCAGAACGACAUUUACCCCAUUGUUACUGGUACUUUCGGCGGGGUGGACUUUUUCCAUUCUGUACUGGGGGAGCUAUCCGAUAAGGUCACACAGUCUGAAGUCCAAUCUUUGGACGGCGUCAUCGCUGAUUCACAGAGUGGCACUCCUUUUGAGGGCUUCAUACAGGAUCUCCUCAGCAAAAUACCCGCUGGAUUGAUAGGUGACAGUGAAGGCCAGGCGAUUAAAAUGCGGGAAUUCAAGGCACAGUCUGAAAACGCUCGAGAGAAUAGCCAUAGUGUGUCGCCGCGUGAGCCAGAGGAAUGGACACGUCAUUUAGAUGAAGUGCAUCAACAAAUCUACCCCGUUAGGAUACCCAUUUUACCAGGACUGGUCGAGCAAAUUCAAGAACAGAUAACUAUGUUUGUCUUUUCUGUUCUAGCACCCUACGUUCUCCCCAUCAUCAAGCAAGUCAAAGUUGAGCUUCAAACAGGUUCCUCUGAAGUUAUUCAAAGUAGCAGAGAGCAACAACAUAUAGUCUUUGAUGAUGACAAUUCAUCAAACCCCACUCAUUCCAUGCUGUCUAAGGACCAUUUUGCAAACGUUCUGAAUGAACCAGCAGGUCGGAUAGCCUCCCAAAUUAUCAAGACCUUGGACAGAAUAAUCUUAGGCGUUUUCCAUCACUCAGCCCUUCGUGAGUACGGAGAAGACGGUGCAGCCGACGUACGCCAGAUUAUGUUUCGUACUGUGGAAGAAUGGUGGCAUGCAAAGACCGAGGAAGAGCGGGACUACCUCCGCGAGCAGCUCACUCGUCAAGGCGUAUUUGAAGGAAAGAACCAUAAAGAAGGAGUGUAUGACACCGGCCAUGGCUGCGGUAAGCCACUUACGUUAUGCAAAGGCAACCAUAAUAUCUCGGAUGAACCCAGUGGAUCUACACUCGAAGGCCUUGUUAGCGGCCUUGUAGGUAGUGUUGGAUCUUUACUAUUGAAAGAUUCCGGGGCACGUUCUUCAAUCGGUGCAGCCGGGGAGGAUAUAAGCCAUAGACACGGAACCUUUGAGAAUCCUGAGGAGCAACAACACCAAUAUGGUCAACAGUCACCAUAUCAGGAAGCAUCACUUAGAGAAGAUUGGUGUCCUCGAAAAGAUAGAUAUGAGGAUGAGGAUGAAGGAGAGCUGUGUGAAAACCGUCCCAGCUACAACUUUGAAUCUUCAGAGCGUCGAGAAAACCGAAAGCGAGACGAUUAUAACCAAUACACACCUCGGCCUGAUAUUAGCAGCCAGCCUUUUUAUAGCGAUGGCGAUAGGUAUCAUUACGGCCGCCCUGUACGUGGUGAGUAUGGCGGUGAAUCUAUAGAUUCACAUGAUGACAAUGAUGGUCAUUUCCCCUACAGGGAUACAGAAAUGCAAAACUAUGAAGAUGGCAGGCCUUAUCAAGUUUAUACCUCUCAAUACAAUAACACUCAAGGAGGCCACGGUGGGUUUAGAGGCGAUGAGUAUGACUCGCAAGAGGAUGGUGCAGACCAUUAUAGCAGGAAUGAUGACUACACCGGACGGCAGUAUGAAUAUGGGCGGCGUUAUGAUGCAGAAUUGGGCGGUUAG